AGGCAAUUGAGGCACUUUCGCAGCGCAAGAUGGGGACUUGGCCGCGGAUGAGACUGAACCUCCCAGCAUGCUUUGCAGCGCGGCCGGGAGGCCCGACGUCUAGUGAUGGGGAACCCCUGGUGCUUUACGCCGCCAAAUCGGCUGUAGAGGUUGGAGCUGAUCCCGAGGCCUGGGAAUCGGACGCCUGCAGAGGGGAAAGAUGGAAGCGUGGCGCUGUAUACCCCAUGUUACCCCAUCACCAGAAGAGUCUGGGCAGAGACUGGACCACACCGUGGGAGAAUCUGCAGAGGUGUUGCUGGAACAGACAUAUUUCUAGUUGUAUGAGGUGGCCUGGACAUUAUUCUCGUGCUCCUUACCCGUACUUCAGUAGUAGGCAUUUUUCGCUAAAUUGGAGACCACCUUGUUUGUUUGAGUCUAGAACUCAGUUUCAGUCCUGGAACUGGAGACCUGACAACCUGAGCCAGACGUCUUUGAUUCAUCUCUCUAGUUACAUCAUGAACUCUGAGGGAGAUGAGCCUUCAUCAAAACGGAGAAAACACCAAGGCACAAUAAAACGGCAUUGGGAAUAUAUGUGUAAUCAUAAUAAAGAAAAAACGAAGAUCCUAGGAGAAAAAAAUGGUGAUCCUGUGUGUGACAACAGUGAAAACAAGUUUGACUUUUCAGUGAUGUCCUAUAAUAUACUUUCACAAGAUUUAUUGGAAGACAAUUCACACCUUUAUAGACACUGCCGGCAGCCAGUAUUACACUGGAGUUUUAGGUUUCCCAAUAUUCUGAAAGAAAUUGAACACUUUGAUGCAGAUGUACUUUGUUUGCAAGAAGUUCAAGAAGAUCAUUAUGGAACAGAAAUCAGGCCAAGUUUGGAAUCAUUGGGCUAUCACUGUGAAUACAAGAUGCGGACAGGAAAGAAACCUGAUGGCUGUGCCAUUUGCUUCAAACAUUCCAAAUUUUCGCUCUUAUCCGUGAACCCAGUGGAAUUCUUCCGCCCUAAUGUUCCUCUGUUGGACAGAGACAAUGUUGGAUUAGUGUUACUCUUGCAGCCCAAAAGUCCCAGUGCUGCUUCUCCCGCAAUCUGUGUAGCUAACACACAUCUGCUGUAUAAUCCGAGGCGAGGUGAUAUUAAGCUGACUCAGUUGGCAAUGCUUCUGGCAGAGAUUUCCAGUGUUGCCCAUCAGAAAGAUGGCAGCUUCUGCCCCAUUGUUAUAUGUGGUGACUUUAAUUCUGUUCCCGGUUCUCCACUCUAUAGUUUUAUAAAGGAAGGAAAAUUGAAUUAUGAAGGACUUGCCAUAGGAAAGGUAUCUGGCCAGGAACAGUCUUCACGGGGACAAAGAAUUUUAUCUAUUCCAAUUUGGCCCCCAAACCUAGGUAUCUCACAGAACUGUGUGUAUGAGGUACAACAGGUACCCAAAGUAGAAAAGACAGGCAGUGAUCUGACACAGACACAGGUGGACAAAGCAGAGGUCCUAGUAACAGAUGAAAAAUUAUCUUCAAAUUUACAGCACCAUUUUAGCUUGUCAUCUGUUUAUUCACAUUACUUUCCUGAGACUGGAAUUCCAGAAGUGACCACUUGUCAUUCCCGAAGUGCCAUCACUGUGGAUUAUAUUUUUUAUUCUGCAGAAAAGGAAGGUGUUGCUGGGCAGCAAGGAGCUGGAGUUGCGCUGGUUGGUGGUUUGAAACUUCUAGCUAGACUGUCACUUCUCACAGAACAAGACUUAUGGACUGUUAAUGGACUUCCAAAUGAAAAUAACUCUUCUGAUCAUCUGCCUUUACUGGCUAAGUUCAGACUUGACCUCUGACUCUUCUUUGAUGAUGUAUAUACUUUGCUUUCUCAUUUUUAUUCUUUUUCAAAUGAUGUAAAGUUGUUCUUAAGAGUUUGCAUGUUAUUUAUUUUUACGCUGUGGAAUUUCUGAAGAGGUUAUGUUAAAUGCUUGAGACAGCCGAAGAGACAAGUUUACAACAAUUUUCUUUUUUAAUAAUGAAAAAAAUAUUUUCCUGACAAGUGAGAUCUAAAUGUUCUUGAUUGUAAAAGAAUUGUAAAUAUUCUAAACUCCAGUAAAACUGACAGUGAUUUUUAAAAACA
This is a messenger RNA of Phacochoerus africanus (Common warthog), 2077 nucleotides long. It is a transcript of the gene ANGEL2, whose product is annotated as angel homolog 2. Gene Ontology annotation, biological process: 3'-UTR-mediated mRNA stabilization. Gene Ontology annotation, molecular function: 3'-5'-RNA exonuclease activity; mRNA 3'-UTR binding. The coding region runs from base 30 to 1793 and encodes 587 amino acids. The transcript is spliced from 9 exons. Lineage: Eukaryota; Metazoa; Chordata; Mammalia; Artiodactyla; Suidae. The record is from RefSeq and is a predicted model, not a curated record.